Dentiscutata erythropus is the source of this 258-nucleotide messenger RNA. The record is from the annotation of a GenBank genome assembly. Lineage: Eukaryota; Fungi; Glomeromycota; Glomeromycetes; Diversisporales; Gigasporaceae.
AUGCCUUUGUUUUGGAAAGCGUUAGCAUUGUUGGCUGCAGUAGCUCUAGUUAAGACCUUCAUAGCCAAAUUAUCAAAACCGUCAUUGAUUACGGUUUUGUUAACUUUGGCUCAAGCUAGACCUUUCAGGCUUUUAUUGUUGGUAGCUACUAUCAGAGCAUUUGGUGCCGGAAAAAAAUUAAUGAAAAGGAUAUUGCAUCUCGUGCUAGUUAAGCUUUCCACUACUACUAUUAUUAUAUAUAAUCUUUCCAAAGGAUAG